Molecule: messenger RNA, 7115 nt
Organism: Oncorhynchus kisutch (coho salmon)
Lineage: Eukaryota; Metazoa; Chordata; Actinopteri; Salmoniformes; Salmonidae
Product: E3 ubiquitin-protein ligase TRIM39-like
Exons: 3
Coding region: 94-1851 (585 amino acids)
Molecular function (GO): protein binding; zinc ion binding
Source: RefSeq, a predicted model, not a curated record
AGUUCAGCAAUGUAAUGGGUUAACUUCCAUGAGGAACAGUGGAUGGGGAAGAGAUGUGGAUGGGGAGGAGCAUUGCACUGUCACUAAGCUGAAAUGAAACUGAAGUACACAGUGUAUUGUGUACAGUACCAAACUUUCUUCAGCUCUUCAGAUAAAUCUAUAUCUUUCUCACAGAAAGGACAGAGAUAUUAUCCACAAACACAUGCAGAUAUGGCAUCCUCCAGCAAUGUCCUGUCUAAAGAGCACUUCCUGUGCUCCAUCUGUCUGGAUGUGUUCACUGAGCCAGUCUCUAUUCAAUGUGGACACAACUUUUGCAUGGCCUGUAUCAGGAAGUACUGGGAUACCAAUGACCUGUGCCAGUGCCCCAUGUGUACAAAUACAUUUGAUAAAAGACCAGCUCUCUUUGUUAAUGCUUUCAUUUCUGAGAUGGCUGCUCAGUUCAGGAAGUCAGUUAAAAGGAAAGCUACCAGCAGCCCAGACCAAUGCCCUGCCAAACCUGGAGAAGUGUCCUGUGAUGUCUGCACUGAGAUGAAGCUCAAGGCACUGAAGUCCUGCCUGGUGUGUCUGACCUCUUACUGUGAGACUCACCUGGAGCCUCAUCAGAGAGUCGCAGCCUUAAGGAGACACAAGCUGAUCAAGCCUGUUGAGAACCUGGAAGACAGAAUUUGCAAGACACACAAGAGACUCCUGGAGGUGUUCUGUAGGAAUGACCAGAUGUGUGUUUGUGUCUUGUGCAUAAAAACAGACCACGAGACUCACCAUACUGUCCCUCUCGAGGAAGAGUUUGGAGAGAGGAAGGGUAAAUUGGAAAAAACACAGGCAAAAGUGCAACAGCAAAUCCAGGAGAAACUGGAGAAGGUUCAGGAGAUCAAACACUCAGUAGAGCUCAGCAAGAGAAACUCAGAGAGAGAGAUCACAGACAGUGCUCAGGUCUUCACUGUUCUGAUGCUCUCCAUUGAAAAGAACCAGGCUGAUCUCAUUGAGGUGAUUGAGAAGAAGCAGAACGCAGCAGAGAGGCAGGCUGAAGAACACAUUCAAGAGCUGGAGCAGGAAAUCACUGAGCUAAAGAGGAGAAGCACUGACCUGGAGCAGCUCUCACACACUGAGGAUCACCUCCAUCUAGUCCAGAGCUUUCCAUCCGUAUGCACCCCUCCACCCACCAAGGACUGGUCUGAGAUCAGUGUUCACAGUGAUCUCUGUGUGAUGAGUUUGAGGAGAGCGGUGUGUCAGUUGGGGGAGACACUGAAUAAAGAGAUUGAGAAGCUGCCUGAAAUCAAACUGAAGAGGAUUCAGCAGUAUGCAGUGGAUGUGUCUCUGGACCCUGAUACAGCACAUUGUAACCUCAUCCUGUCUGAGGAUCGGAAACAAGUAAGAUAUGGAGACACACGACAGAAUCUCCCUAAUAACCUAAAGAGGUUUGAUCCUGUCCUCAUUGUCUUGGGAAAGGAGGGAUUCUCCUCAGGGAGAUUUUACUACGAGGUAACUGUUACAGGGAAGACUGGAUGGAGUUUAGGAGUGGUAAGAGAGUCUAUAAACAGGAAAGCGAAUAUCACACUGUCCCCUGAUAGUGGAUGCUCGGCUGUGGUCCUGACCGAUAGAAGUAAGUACGGAGCUUGCGCCCCCAUCUUUACCCCCCUCUCCCUUAGAGAGAAGCCCCAGAAGGUGGGGGUGUUUGUGGAUUAUGAGGAGGGGCUGGUCUCCUUUUAUGAUGUGGAGGCCAUGUCUCAUAUCUACUCCUUCACUGGCUGCACCUUCACUGAAAAACUAUAUCCAUGCUUCAGCCCUGGUGUUAAUCAUGAUGGUAAAAACUCUGCCCCUCUGAUCAUCUCUCCUGUCAAUCACACAGACUGAGUUUGAACCUGAAAGUAAGUGACCUGUAAAAUUAGUACCUCAAUUAGAGUUCUCUUUUAUGAAACUCCAGGGAGAGUAUUUCACUGUAGAGUAUUACUGAUGUGCUUGUUGUCUGUUAUAGUCAGUAGUCCAUCUGUCAGUCUGUUAGACAUGAUGAGUACAGAAUGCAGCAGCUAUGUAACAGUUGACCUGUAUUACCAAUAUCUCAGGCUUAAAACACGGUAUGACUUCAUAUCUGGGAGAGAUUUCAGGGCAUGUUAUUUUUUAUCAGAUAAUAUCAGCACUACAUGUUUGUUUUACCUACACUCUUUAGAAAAAUAGUGCUAAGUAGAGCCAUACAGGUGUUUUCGGUUUGUAACCAUGGGGCAACCCUUUUUGGUGCUGGGUACAACCAUUUGCAGAGGGUUCUGUCUAUAACCCACUAUGUAGGGUUCUUCAAAUAACCCCCUCUCUAUGGUUGUACCUAGAACCCUCUAUGUAGGGUUCUACCAAGAACUACUAACAUCUAAAGGUUUUUCACAGAACUGCCAUGAAGGGUUCUACCGAGAAACCUUUUAUCUUUGGAGGGUUCUUCUUAGGACACUAUGAACGGUUCCACCAGCCUUAUUAGUCUUUAAAAUGUAAUUAUUUAUGACAAUGCAUUGCAUGUAUCAUAAGGCCUUUGUCUGAGGGCCUAGUUAUGCCAUAACACAUUGGUGUUAGGAAUCUCCUGGUUUACAGGCCACUUCAGGCCUGAUAGUCACAUUAUGCUGGCUUGCAAAGUGAUGUGUAAUUCCUAAAUCCAGCCAGCGUUCGGAUAUCCAACAAUUGGAAUUGUUAAUCACCCCCAACCUGCAUUCAGAAUGACUGCAGGGUAGGAAAGAUUGAAUACUGAGACAACGGCAAUCAUUUCAACUGGAACAACUAUCUCAGUAACGGGUGCAAUAAAUCCAAUUACCAACAGAUUGGAUUAGUUUAGAUAUUAUCUUUGUGUAGCAUACAAUUAAUCAACCAUUCAAUGUACAUGCAAAGACACAGAUAUUACAGUAAAACAAACCAUUCUGGAAAUCUUCCUGCAAUAGAGCAUGCUGGGAAAUAUUAUAUAUGGUUCUAUGUAGAACGCUUCUUGCUUUCCAAAGAAUCCGUUUUGCCUUCCAAAGAAUCAUCAAAGAACCAUUGUCUUCCAAAAAUCGUUCUUCUGAUCAAAAGAGUUCUUGGUAGAACCCUAUCCCUCCGUAAAGAACCUUUUUGGAAUCCUUUUUUCUAAGAGUGUAGGUAUUAUGCACACUGUAUAUCUCUGUUGAUCCUCAUUAGCUGUAAUGAACACUGAGUAACAUUGAGGAUUUUUCAAAUCCAGUUGAAAGGAUAGAAUUGGUAUUUGGUCUAGUACAGUCCCAGAGCUUUAGAAUAGUGAUGGCUAUUUAUGACAUCAGUUUGGAAUAGUAGACUUAUGUAACUGUGGGGAAAUAUGUGAUAUUGGGUUGUGUGUAAUGAAUGGUUUGUGUCUGACUCAUCAUUGUAUAUAAUUCUCAAAGAUAAUUUUUUACAAAAAAAUGUAAAUGUACAUGUACCUUGUCCGUCUGCCUUUCUGAACUGAUAAUAACACAACUCAUUGUGAAAAUAAAGGCAAAGAAUUAGUGAGUGAAUAAUGAAAACUAUCAAGAGAAACAUGACAGUGGACAGUCACCUUAACUUAAAUAAUGUAUUAUUGGCUUAAAUCUAAAUAAAAGAUAUCCACACUAUAAAAUGUAUAAUCUACAGGCAAUGGAAAACUUGCAUCUGAGAGAGUUUAGCCAUGUAAGGAGUUAACUGUUCCAGGAAGAGGGGAGGACCAUUUCAACAUCACUUUGCUGAAGGGGAUUGGGAGGAGCAUUACAAUGUCACUUUGCUGAAAUGAAACUUAAGUAUACAGUGUAUUGAGUACGGAAUAAACUCUCCCCAGCUCUUCAGAAAUAUCUAUUAAAUACACAGUCUACUAUCUCACAGAAAAUACAAAGAUAUUACCCACAAACGCAUGCAGAUAUGGCCACCUCCAGUAGUCUCCUGUGCUCUAUCUGUCUGGAUAUGGCCACCUCCAGUAGUCUCCUGUGCUCUCUGUCUGGAUAUGGCCACCUCCAGUAGUCUCCUGUGCUCUCUGUCUGGAUAUGGCCACCUCUAGUAGUCUCCUGUGCUCUAUCUGUCUGGAUGUACUGUAGUCACAGAGGAAGGCUGAAGAACUCAUUAAAGAGCUGGAGUAGGAAACCACUGAGCUAAAGAGAAGAAGCACUGAGCUGGAGCAGGUCUCACACACUGAGGACGACCUAAACCUCCUCCAGAGCUUCCCAUCCCUGUGCAGCCCUCCACUCACCAAGGACGGUGAUCUGUAUGUGGGGAUUGUGAGGAGAGCCGUGUCUCAGCUAGAAGAGACAGUCAUGAGUGAGAUGAAGAGGUUGUUUGAUGAUGAGCUGAAGAGGAUUCAGCAGUAUGCAGUGGAUGUUAUUCUGGACCCUGAUACAGCAAGCCCCUGGCUCAUUCUGUCUAAGAAUGGGAAAGAAGUGAGAACUGGAGAAAAAAAACAGAAGCUCCCUGAUAACCCAAAGAGGUUUGAUUCUGCCGUUAAUGUCUUGGGAAAGAAAGGCUUCUCCUCAGGGAGAUUCUACUAUGAGGUAACUGUUACAGGGAAGACUGAGUGGAAUUUAGGAGUGGCCAGAGAGUCUAUCAACAGAAAGGGGAGUGUCGCAUUAAGCCCUGAUAAUGGACGCUGGGCAGUGAUCCUGAGGGAUGGGAGUAAGUACAUAGCUUGUGCCCCGACCCGUGUCCACCUCUGCAUGAGAGAGAAGCCCCAGAAGGUGGGGGUGUUUGUGGAUUAUGAGGAGGGUCAGGUCUCAUUUUAUGAUGUGGAGGUCAGGUCUCAUAUCUACUCUUUCACUGGCUACACCUUCACUGAGAAACUAUAUCCAUACUUCAGCCCUUUGCUCAAUGAUGGUGGUAAAAACUCUGCCCCUCUGAUCAUCUCUCCUGUCAAUCACACAGACUGAGUUUGAACCUGAAAUUGACCUGAAACUGACCUGUAAAAUUAGUACCUCAAUUAGAGUUCACUCUUUCAUAAAACACCAGGGAGAAUAUUUCACAUUAGUUUAUUAACUGAUAUUUGUUAUUAUUAUUUGACUUCUAAAAGAACAAUCCUUUAUCUGAUCUUAACGGAGCAGUGGGCCGGCCACUCUUCAAUAUCACCUGGGCCAACACCUUCCCACUAAUGAGAUGACAAACCAGCACAGGUGUAACACAUACUGAGUAACGAGGGGACACCAAUCAGUGCGCCCCACGCGCCAACGUCCAACCUCUAAAUAUAAAAGGAAAAAGCAAAGCCUAUGAAUAACAUUGUCAGUCUGUUAGACAUGAGUACAGAAUGCAGCAGCUAUGUAACAGUUGACCUGUAUUACCAAUAUCUCAGGUUCACAACAAGGUAUGACUUCAUAUCUGGGAGAGAGAAUUCAGAGGUUGUUCUGAUUACUGUCCCCCAUGAUGAAAUCGGGGAGGGGACUUUGGCUCUGUCUCUGUCCGAAAGCACGUUUGUAUGUUUGUCACACGCGAUAUCUCAGACUGGAGGGCCUGUUUUUGAUGAAACUUGGUUGUAUGAUGUGUCUUGCUGUAGAGGUCUGGCAUUUUCUAAAUGACACAGACUGGCCAGGUGGAGGUACUAUAACAAGCAAUUGAAAAUGCACAUUUUGAAAGGUCACGCCCCUCAGUUUGUCCAAUAGACCAGUUUGUCCAAUAGUCAUGAAAUUCAGGACAUCGGUCCUCCUCUUCACAAGGAACACAUUUGCAGCAGGGAUCCAUAAGGUCCACCACGAUGGAUAUUCCACCAUUUAGAAUGAGGUGAAAAAACCCUUCAAACGCUUCUCCUCUGGCACUGAAGGACCGAUCUGCAAGAAACUUGAUAUGCGGCACCUGUGGACAAACGUCUCUCAACGCAAUAUGUUCCAGACUAGUACCUAAAACAACAUGGCCGUAAUGGCCAAUAAACGUUCAUGUGGUCCGAAACACAAAUCAGUCACAGAUAUUUGUAUUGUAACAAAUUUGGUACACAUGUUGAAAACACUGUCAACAAGACCCAACAUAUGCAGGAACAUUCAUAUCGACCACAAGGUGGCACUAUAACUGCCACAUGUUUUGUUAAUAUCAGCAUAGUCUCGUUUGAAUUUGCCGGGGGAAGGGGGGGGGGGGGGUCAUUGCAGGGGGACGAAAUGUUUAAUGCUGCAUUGUUUUAAUUCUGAUAAUAAUCGGCACUAUAUGUUUGUUUUACUUAGAUAUAUACAAUGCAUAUACUCUGUUGAUCCUCAAUAACUUUAAUGGUCACUGAGUAACAUUCAGGAUGUCUGGAUAAAUACAUUCAGUUGAAUAGUGAUACACUUGGUAUUCAGUCUAGCACAGCACCAGAGCUUUAGAAUAGUGAUACACUUGGUAUUCAGUCUAGCACAGCACCAGAGCUUUAGAAUAGUGAUACACUUGGUAUUCAGUCUAGCACAGCACCAGAGCUUUAGAAUAGUGAUACACUUGGUAUUCAGUCUAGCACAGCACCAGAGCUUUAGAAUAGUGAUACACUUGGUAUUCAGUCUAGCACAGCACCAGAGCUUUAGAAUAGUGAUACACUUGGUAUUCAGUCUAGCACAGCACCAGAGCUUUAGAAUAGUGAUACACUUGGUAUUCAGUCUAGCACAGCACCAGAGCUUUAGAAUAGUGAUACACUUGGUAUUCAGUCUAGCACAGCACCAGAGCUUUAGAAUAGUGAUACACUUGGUAUUCAGUCUAGCACAGCACCAGAGCUUUAGAAUAGUGAUACACUUGGUAUUCAGUCUAGCACAGCACCAGAGCUUUAGAAUAGUGAUACACUUGGUAUUCAGUCUAGCACAGCACCAGAGCUUUAGAAUAGUGAUACACUUGGUAUUCAGUCUAGCACAGCACCAGAGCUUUAGAAUAGUGAUACACUUGGUAUUCAGUCUAGCACAGCACCAGAGCUUUAGAAUAGUGAUACACUUGGUAUUCAGUCUAGCACAGCACCAGAGCUUUAGAAUAGUGAUACACUUGGUAUUCAGUCUAGCACAGCACCAGAGCUUUAGAAUAGUGAUGGGUAUUUAUGACAUCAGCCUUAUUCUAUGAAAUAUGAUUGAAUUGGAUGUCAUUUUCUUUAGAGGGGGGGGUAUAUUAUAUGGGGGUGUUUGUAAUCGUCUGUUUCUAUGGUUUUGAUGACUCAUUGUCACUGCAUUUCAACAUCACCUUGUCGAAAUAAAACAGUGUAUACAGUG